Macroventuria anomochaeta is the source of this 1345-nucleotide messenger RNA. RefSeq names its product mitochondrial carrier. Gene Ontology annotation, biological process: mitochondrial transport. Gene Ontology annotation, cellular component: mitochondrial membrane. Bases 190 to 1125 code for a protein of 311 amino acids. The record is from RefSeq and is a predicted model, not a curated record. NCBI's taxonomy places the organism in Eukaryota, Fungi, Ascomycota, Dothideomycetes, Pleosporales, Didymellaceae. The transcript is spliced from 4 exons.
CCACUCGCAACGAUAAUCUUCAGAGUGACUAACGUCAGCCACCAUCACUAUCUCACCCCACUCUCUUUCGUUUCUGAAUACCUUCACGGUCUCUGGAAGGACUUCCAUACGUCACAGAGUGAAAGGGAGCUUUGAGCACGGCCAAUCCGGAACCGGGAAUAUUGAAGAGCUGUCGCAAAAGGGGCCAAAAUGUCAACAACGCUGGGGUCGUUCAUUGCCGGCGGAAUCGCAGCAUGCGGUGCGGUAACGGUUACCCACGGAUUCGAGACGGUCAAGAUCAGAUUACAACUACAAGGAGAGCUGCAGUCGAAGAAGGCAGCGCCACGGAUGUACAAGGGCGUAUUCCAUGGCGUUAAAGUCAUCCUUUCGAACGAAGGGCCCAGAGGUCUUUUGCGAGGAAUUAACUGCGCCUAUGUCUACCAGAUGACCCUCAAUGGCUGUCGAUUAGGUUUCUACGAGCCUCUGCGAGCAGGUGUUACGAAGGCGAUUUACCACGAUCCUACAGUACAAUCAUUCGGCGUCAAUAUCUUCUCCGGCGCUGCAUCAGGUAUCCUCGGAGCUGCAGCUGGCUCGCCCUUCUUCCUCGUCAAGACACGCUUGCAAUCGUACUCGCCAUUCCUGCCCGUGGGAACACAGCACAACUACACAGGCGCCGUCGACGGUAUGCGCAAAAUCUACACGAGCGAAGGGAUAAAAGGUCUCUACCGUGGUGUAGGGCCAGCGAUGGUGCGCACAGGUUUUGGUAGCUCGGUGCAGCUUCCAACAUACUAUUUUGCAAAGAGGCGGCUGGUGAAGCACCUUGGCAUGGAAGAGGGCAUGCCCUUGCACAUUGCCAGCAGUACAGCCAGUGGCUUUGUCGUAUGCUGCGUCAUGCAUCCUCCGGACACCAUCAUGUCGCGCAUGUAUAACCAGACUGGUAAUCUGUACAGCUCUGCAUUUGAUUGUCUGUACCGAACAGUCAAGACAGAGGGUAUCAUGGCUAUGUACAAAGGCUACUUCGCGCAUUUGGCCAGGAUCUUACCUCACACAAUCCUCACUCUUACGCUCGCCGAACAAACAAUCAAGAUCAUGCGCAAGGUCGAAGACCGGUUAGGAGUCUCCCCCCACGUGGAGGCAAAGAUCUAAGCCUGUAAUCGAACUAUACACUGUAUAACAUUUCCACGUUCGUCCACUUGCAUAGCGCGUUCGGUCUGGGCGGUGCAAUCAAGGUAUACAAUAUCUGGGUCUAUUUGGGGUAAAGCGGUUUAUUUGGAAGCGCUCGAUUUGGGGUGUUGAUAUUUGUCAAGGACCAAGACCUUUCUAAAUUCAGUCAUCAUAUGCUAGAGGGCCUCAGCAUGAAUGCAAA